AAGAAUAUAUCUUGAAUUCUAAUUUUAGAGUUGAUACUCCGAACUCAUUUUGUACGCUGAUACUUGAAUCAUGCUUUUUGCGCGUGUUCCAUCUGGGCAGUAUAACAAUAUAAAUAAGAGAGGGUUUCAGUAAGUCUUCACAUAUCUCCUCAUCGCACAAUAAGCCGAGGAUGUCUUGCGUCAACUAUUUUGUUCUUUCGAUUUUGUUUGUAACAACGUUGAUACCUUGUUGGACCACAGCUUCUUUCUAUGUCUUGGUGGCAGAUCCAGAAAAUGAGAAUUCUAUAGUUGGGGAUUUCUUUACCCAUUCACGCAGCAGGCGAGCACUUACAGAUCCUGACGAUAUACUUGACAAUUUGGUACUUGAUAUUUACGACGGAAGUGGAAUGGGAAGCGGGGAUGGAGAAACACUAAGUCGUGAACAGACUUUGGAGUUUUUCGUUAAAAACUCAGAUUCGCAUAAUUCUGCAGAAAUGACCUUACGAGAUGCCAUGCCAGGAAAUGCAGUACUAACCAAUUUUAUGAUUCAUAAUCACGGGCAUGUUUACAAAUUUGAUAAACGACAGAGAAGCGAGAAAAAACAAGCUGAGCGAGAAUAUGAAAAUGCUAUAAAUACUGGGUAUAGCACGAUGCUGGUCGGAAAUAUCGGUCCACAAGACUCGACAUAUUCCGAAUCAGGUGAUACUCAGGAAGUUGUAGCAAUCCUGAACGUUCGCCCAAAUGACGUAUUAUCCGUGUCGCUUUCAUAUGUAGUUCCCAUUACCUAUGAUUCUGUACAAUAUUUGAAAGAUACAUACAAAACGAAUGUUACAAUUCAACUUGAAGAAAGCACAACAAGUAUACAAGGUGUAAUAUUAUCACCUAAUUAUCCUGAAUCCUAUCCAAACAACGCUGACUUAUCUUGGUAUAUAAAUGUUCCUAGCGGAUUAUUAAUUGAUGUCGAGAUUAUAAGUUACGAGUCCGAAGCCUGCUGUGAUCAUUUAUACAUCUACGAUGGCACAAGCGCUUCAUCUACUCUCAUGUCUGCGCUUUCUGGCGAAGGACAUGAUGGGAACUCGUUUAGAUCAUCUGGGUCAGCCGUUCUUAUUAAAUUCCAAAGUGAUUGUUUGAUAAACGAUGGUGGAUUUUCUUUGCAAUUUUCCGAUUUCAAGCCGGAUUCAACAAACGACGAUACGGACUCCGAUAUGGAAAAUCUAACACUAAAAAUGCCAAGAAACGAAACUUUCUCAAUAUAUCAGGAUCAAGGAACGAUUUCUAGUCCGGGUUACCCCGUUACCUACCCACCGUCAUCUUUUCUAACUUGGGAAAUCACUUCCUCUCCUGGUACAUUCAUUGUUUUGGAAAUCCUAAAUUUUGAUGUCCAAUCUGGCGAAGAACUGUGUGUUUAUGGAGAUUCCAAUGGUGACGUUCUUUGGAAGUUCAGUACUGUAGAUGUAGACAUAUAUUCCAGCUACAACCAGCACGUUGGAGUGUACGAAUCAGCUGCUAAUAAACUUCUACUUUCGUUUUCCACGUUGGGUAAAAACGUAAAUCUACGCGGUUUUAAUGCAUAUUUUCAUUCUAAAACUCUAAUCCCCACGUCUGACUCGCAUUAUAUCAGUCUGAAUGUAGAUGACACAAAUUGGCAAACGCUAACGUCACCCAACUUUCCAGAGAAUUAUGACAAUAAUAUGAAUAUUAAUUGGACUAUAUCAACUACAGGAGAUAACCUCAUUCGUUUUGAAAUAGAAAAUUUAAACUUAGAGCCAGUUUAUGACACUCUGACAAUAAUCGAUGAUAACAUACCUAACGUUGGAAAGCGGAUAGGAUCAGUUUCUGGAAUUGGUGGGGAAAAAUUAGAACACAUCUCAUUUAAUAAUAUAGUUUCCAUACUAUUCAAAUCUGAUGGCUCCAUAACAAGUUCUGGUUUCAAAAUUAAUUAUAAGGUUUAUCGGGUUUCAAAAUCCAUGGAUGAAACGUUGGAAUGGCAAGAAGGUCUUGUAAUGAAUCCUGAAUAUCCCAGCUACACGUAUAUCUACAGCGAUUGCUAUUGGUUGAUAAAAGUCAACGACGGAUUCCGUGUCAAUUUUGUUAUUGAUGAAAUCGAUUUGUAUAACGGUAACUUUACAGUUUAUGAUGGCGACUCAAAGUCUCAUGAGAUACUGUGGUUUGGUACAUAUGUGUCAUUCAGUCAUGAAAUUAGUUUUGUAUCCUCGUCCACCGAUGUU
This is a messenger RNA of Styela clava, 2207 nucleotides long. RefSeq names its product cubilin-like. NCBI's taxonomy places the organism in Eukaryota, Metazoa, Chordata, Ascidiacea, Stolidobranchia, Styelidae. The record is from RefSeq and is a predicted model, not a curated record.